Messenger RNA from Mya arenaria, 1599 nucleotides. Its product is annotated as eukaryotic translation initiation factor 3 subunit E-A-like. The record is from RefSeq and is a predicted model, not a curated record. The coding region runs from base 40 to 1359 and encodes 439 amino acids. The transcript is spliced from 12 exons. Gene Ontology annotation, cellular component: nucleus; eukaryotic translation initiation factor 3 complex; cytoplasm. NCBI's taxonomy places the organism in Eukaryota, Metazoa, Mollusca, Bivalvia, Myida, Myidae. Gene Ontology annotation, biological process: translational initiation. Gene Ontology annotation, molecular function: translation initiation factor activity.
UAUAUUUUUUAACGAAGUACGAAACUAUUAGCACUAAAGAUGGCGGAGUUCGAUCUCACCACGCGGAUGGGCCAAUAUUUGGACCGGCAUUUAGUUUUCCCGUUACUAGAAUUUCUCUCAGUUAAAGAGUUAUAUGAUGAGAAAGAAAUGCUUAAAGGCAAGCUUGACUUGCUCAGCAACACAAACAUGGUUGACUUUGCCAUGGAUGUCCACAAGACUCUGUACCCAGAUCAGGAAGUACCCGCUACCUUUAUUGCCAAGAGAACUAACGUCGUUGGCCAGCUGAAAUCUUUGCAAGCAGAGACAGACAUGAUUACAAAGAUAUUUGAAGAUCCAGAGGUGAUGAGACAAAUGCAGAGUUCAAGAGAUGGCAGACAGCUGUCCGAUUAUCUCUUCAAAGAGCAUGGAUUUAAGGAAGCGAUGGUCGACACCCUGUACAACUAUGCCAAGUUUCAAUACGAGUGUGGUAACUACUCCGCAGCUGCAGAGUACCUGUACUUUGUUAGAAUCCUGCUGCCGCCGAACGAUCGUAAUUACCUGAACGCUCUGUGGGGAAAGCUGGCCUCGGAAAUCCUAAUGCAAAACUGGGAAACAGCGCUCGAAGAUCUGAACAGGCUUAAGGAGGUUAUAGAGGCAAAUACAUUUGGCAGUGCCCUCCUCUCACUUCAGCAGAGAACCUGGCUAAUUCACUGGAGUUUGUUUGUGUUCUUUAACCACCCGAAGGGCCGGGACCUGAUUAUCGACAUGUUCCUGUACUCCCAGCUCUAUCUGAACGCCAUACAGACCAUGUGCCCACAUAUUCUGCGAUACUUGACCACAGCGGUCAUUACGAAUAAGAGCCGGCGUAGGACGGUUUUGAAGGAUUUGGUGAAAGUUAUCCAGCAGGAGUCUUACACGUACAAGGAUCCAAUCACAGAGUUCGUUGAGUGUCUGUAUGUCCACUUUGACUUCGAUGGAGCCCAGAAGAAGCUUAGGGAAUGUGAAAAUGUGUUGGUCAACGACUUCUUCCUGGUUGCCUGCCUGGACGACUUCAUUGAGAAUGCCCGACUUCUCAUCUUUGAGACCUUCUGCAGGAUCCAUGAAUGCAUCAGCAUUAAUAUGCUUGCCAGCAAGUUGAACAUGACUCCGGAGGACGCUGAGCGCUGGAUUGUCAACUUGAUACGAAACGCAAGGCUGGAUGCUAAAAUUGAUUCUAAACUGGGCCACGUUGUGAUGGGCACCCAGGCUGUAUCGCCGUAUCAGCAGGUGAUUGAGAAAACAAAGAACCUGGCCUUCCGAUCACAGGUUCUCGCCAUGAAUAUUGAGAAGAAAAUCAACGCCAAAUCUACUGAGGUUCCACAGUGGGGUGCCCAGGAGUAGUUGCCAUGGCAACCAACAUACACAUUCUCCGACCAUCUUAUCAAGUGCUAGAUUUACCAGCGGGAAAACGAUAUAGCGAUAGUGACUUUCCUCUAUGUUGGAACUUGUGUCAACAGUGUUCCUUGUUUCGGAUAUUCUUUUUAGACUAUUUGUGGUCAUGUGACAAUGUCUAUUUAUUCAUUCUUCUGUAUAUGAUAUCAAAAAUUAAUUUGGUAGAAGUGAAAAUAAAUUUUAAAGACA